AUGGAUUGGCAGGCAGAGUGGGCCCUUUACCAUUUGGCUCGCUUGGAUGAGCACUUUGCAGAGCGGCUGGGGAUUGCUGAGGAAACUGAAGGAAACCUGGAGCCGCCCACGGAUUGGGCCCUGGAGCUUCGCACAGCACUGCAUGUGGAAGGGGAGUUGUUGCACUUGGACAAGGGCCUUCUUCGGUUUCUUCUCCGCGAUCUCCUUUACCGCGAUGAACACGUCUGUGACCUGGGCGCCUUUGCUGGUCACUAUUCCCUUUGGCUCAACGACACCGGCCUCGUCACCUCCUUCGCCUUUGACGCCGUGACCGCCGUGACCGCCAGCGUGCGGCCCAUGGACUUGACCGAGGAGGGUGCCGCCGCAGAGCUGCCGAUCCGAUGUGCUGUGGUGCUGUGCUUGGAAGUCUUGGAACAUAUCCCCAGACAUCAGGAGGAGGUGGCUCUCAAGAACCUGGGCCGUUUGGCAGGGCGUGCGCUGGUGUUGUCCUGGGCGCCGCCCCACAUCCCGGGGCCCGGCCACAUCAACCAACGCCCCACGCUGGACGCGUGGGCGCGGGUCGAGGAGGUCACCGGGCUUCAGCGGAGCCACGAACUCACUGAAGAAGCUCAGGCCCGCAGCGAGAUCCCUUGGAUCCGCGAGUCCGUGGCGAUCUUCUUCCGAGUCCCGGGUGCCACGUGCUUGGUGUACCUCGGCGAUGCCGCGCUCGCACAGAUGGCGGUGCAAGUGUUGCAGGGAUAUUCCUUGCGACGGCACAGUCUGAAUUUCAUGGCUGCCGCAGUGCCACAGGGCAGUGGCACCAUCUUCGUCGGGAACCUCCCGUCAGAGGCAGACGAGCUCUCCUUGCAUGAGCUCUUUUCCAGUCAAGCGGCUGUGGCCGACAUCCGCCUGGUGAGGCAUGAGACUGUGUGUUUCGGGUUUGUCGACUUCAAGACCCACCACGAUGCCAUGAAGGCCUUGGAGGAAUUGCAAGGGGUGAAGUACUUGGGGAGGGCAUUGCGCUUAGAUGAGCAACAAGUGCGGCCCAACUUCACUCCGGUGCUCAGCCGUUGCCCCCCAGCGCGCGAGCGCGGGGAGACCAAGCUGAAGCGCCAUGGCCCGGACGCACGCAAGCUCUUUGUUGGUGGGAUCAGUCCUGAGAUCAAGGAGGAGGAGGUGCAGCAAAGCUUGGAAGCUUUGAAGGGCGCCACUGAGGUGUCAAUCCAUCAGAACAAGAACAAACUGGGCAGCUAUGCCUUUGUGUGGUUCAGCACUCCAGAAUUGGCAGAAGAAGCCAUGCAGAAACGCCUUGUGGUGUGUGCGGGGCAGAAGUUUCAUUUGGAGCGGACCAUGAAGAAAAAAAGAGGAACCGCGGACAGAUCUCAUGGUGUGUGGUUUGCCAGAGGACGCCCAGCCGCAGGAGCUGCAGGAGGUCUUCGACUCAGUGGCAAACGUGGUUGA
Messenger RNA from Durusdinium trenchii, 1440 nucleotides. The record is from the annotation of a GenBank genome assembly. Lineage: Eukaryota; Dinophyceae; Suessiales; Symbiodiniaceae.